Sinocyclocheilus grahami is the source of this 312-nucleotide messenger RNA. RefSeq names its product intraflagellar transport protein 80 homolog. The annotation marks the transcript as partial. The transcript has 2 exons. Gene Ontology annotation, cellular component: centrosome; cilium; intraciliary transport particle B. Lineage: Eukaryota; Metazoa; Chordata; Actinopteri; Cypriniformes; Cyprinidae. Gene Ontology annotation, biological process: cilium assembly. The record is from RefSeq and is a predicted model, not a curated record.
CGCUCUCUCUUACAGGAUCAGACGCUCUGGUCGUGUCUGGCCGGUCUGGCGAUGGCCAAUAGGGAGCUGAGCACAGCAGAAGUGGCGUAUGCAGCUAUAGGAGAGAUUGACAAGGUGCAGUACAUCAACUUCAUAAAGGACCUUCCGUCGAGAGACUCGUGUCUCGCUCACAUGCUACUCUUCAGCGGACACGUGCAGGAGGCCGAGGCCACUCUACUGCAGGCCAACCUCAAUUACCAUGCCAUCCAGAUACACAUCAGCCUCUACAACUGGGACAGGUGCGAGCCGUCGCUGACACUGUCCACUCCACGC